GGGCGAAGAGGGGACCGGCGCCAAGACCCUCGGCCACCUCCCGCUGCCCUCCGGCAGAUUCCUGGGGAGACAACCAGACCACGGGCCCCAGAGAUGGCUAAUGUGUAGAGAUGGCCCUUCGGUGCUGAGCAGGCACCUGACCCAUUAACUGUGUCCAAGAAGAAGAGAGCAAGAUCCAGGUCCGUGGCUUUGGGGAGGGGCUGCACGUGGCCCCCCGCCCCAGGGAUGGGAGCGGAGAGCAGCGCUCUGAAGAGCUGUGCGCUGAAGGGGCCCCCGGUCACACUACACUCAGGACUAGCUGUGUUCCCCGCCGAGCUGCAGGAUGGCAAAGUCGCAUCAGUGUUUGUGUACAAGAGAGAAAACGAAGACAAAGUCAACAAGGCCGCCAAGCACCUGAAGACACUCCGGCACCCCUGCUUGCUGAGAUUCUUAUCUUGCACGGUGGAGGCAGAUGGCAUUCAUCUGGUCACUGAGCGGGUGCAGCCUCUGGAAGAGGCCUUGGAAACGCUGUCCUCCGCUGAGGUCUGUGCCGGGAUCUACGACAUCCUGCUGGCUCUCAUCUUCCUUCACGACAGAGGCCACCUAACGCAUAACAACGUCUGCUUGUCCUCUGUGUUUGUGAGUGAAGAUGGGCACUGGAAGCUGGGAGGGAUGGAGACAGUCUGCCGAGUCCCCCAGGCCACCCCGGAGUUUCUGCGGAGCAUUCAGUCAGUGAGAGACCCGGCCUGUAUCCCUCCUGAAGAGACGUCUCCAGAAUUCACGACUCUGCCAGAGGUGCACGGGCACGCACGGGACGCCUACGCCUUUGGGAUGCUGGUGGAAAGGCUGCUCACGGACCGGAACGGACAGGCGGACGCUCUCCGCAGCUUCCGACAGGCCUUGCACUCAGCUCUGCUGAACCCCGUCCCCCAGCGGCGGCCAGCGCUCUGCACCUUACUGUCCCAUGACUUCUUCAGGAAUGAUUUUCUAGAAGUUGUGAAUUUCUUGAAAAGUUUAACUCUGAAGAGUGAAGAGGAAAAAGCGGAGUUCUUUAAGUUUCUGCUGGACAGAGUCAGCUGCUUGUCGGAGGAACUGAUAGCCUCACGGCUGGUGCCUCUGCUGCUCAAUCAGCUGGUGUUUGCGGAGCCGGUGGCUGUGAAGAGUUUCCUUCCUCAUCUGCUUGGCCCCAAAAAAGACGGUGGGCCCGGAGAGCCCCCUCGCCUGCUGUCCCCGGCCCUGUUCCGCUCGCGGGUGGUCCCCGUGCUGCUGCAGCUGUUCCAGGUGCACGAGGAGCACGUGCGCACGGUGCUGCUGGCUCACCUGGAGGCCUACGUGGAGCACUUCACCCCGGAGCAGCUGAGGACAGUCAUCCUGCCGCAGGUGUUACUGGGCCUGCGUGAUACCAGCAGCUCCAUUGUGGCAAUCACGCUUCACAGCCUGGCUGUGCUGGUCUCCCUACUUGGACCAGAGGUGGUUGUGGGAGGACAGAGAACCAAGGUCUUCAAACGCACUGCCCCAAGUUUUACAAAAGCUAUUGACCUUUCCCCAGAAGAUUCUCCCACGCACGUGGCCUGCAGCCAGCACAGGCAGCCCUCACCCGGCUUGGAGCACCCCUCUAGGGUAUUCCCUAAAGGGUUCCUUUCUGACGACAGGCCCAUCGGCAGCAAGAAGCACAAACAGCAAGAUUCCUACACCACUCUUUCCCAGACAGGUAGAAAUAGUGAUCGGUUUUCUCAGCCUAGGACAUUUUCCUUGAAUGGACUUUCAGACGUGAAAAAUACCUCAGGAGACAGUGAGAGCUUCCUGCCAAGCCCCCAGGCGUCUGAGGAGUGGCCCGACUGGAGCGAGCCUGGGGAGCCGGAAAGCAGAACUGUCAACACACAGGUGUGGCCCCCAGAGCCUGCCAGGCCCCCGCUCACAGCCUUGAAGGUGGUGGAGACGUGGGAUGACCGUAAGCACAGCAGCCUCGGCAAUGCAGUGAGCCCAGGAGGCGGGAUCACUGGUACCUCGGGGGAGCACAAGGCCAUUCCCACUUCUCUUCCGCUCACAGAGGAGGCCAAGCCUUUGGCAUCAAGCCAACCCCAAAAGACCAGUCCUAUCCCAGACCAGCCCCCGAAAGUAUCAUCACGAGAAAGGCACCCUAAGGUUCCAUCAGAACUUGGUUUAGGAGAGGAGUUCACCAUUCAAGUGAAAAAGAAGCUAGCACAGGACCCUGAGUUGGACUGGUUUGCUGACAUGAUCCCCGAAAUUAAGCCUUCGGGUGCUAUUCUUGUCCUACCUGAACUGAGGACAGAAACGGUGAUCCCCAACACGGAUGGUAUCUCGCCAGGGAUGCAGUUUUCCUCAAAAUUUGCUGCAGCAGAAAUGACUGAGGCGGAGUCUGACGGCUGGGGAGAUGCCGGGGAGCUGAACUGGGGAGACAGCAGCUGGUGACAAUGGCUGUGAGUUAAACUCUAGGAAAAAGGAUUCCUUUUUUAAAAAAAAUCAAAUACCUCAAAAGCUGGCUCUGCAGACAAGAAAACCCCAAAGCAUCCUGUUUCUCAUACCAGGAGCUUUUCCAGUCUGUGCCAAGGAAGCGAGACCUUGGGUGUGGCCCUCAGCUGGGGGAAGCCUGUGCCUCUAAGGCCAGGUCAUCUGGAAGUAAAGGAAAUAAAUACAAGACCUUCCAACUGA
Molecule: messenger RNA, 2652 nt
Organism: Eptesicus fuscus (big brown bat)
Lineage: Eukaryota; Metazoa; Chordata; Mammalia; Chiroptera; Vespertilionidae
Gene: SCYL3
Product: SCY1 like pseudokinase 3
Exons: 15
Coding region: 226-2412 (728 amino acids)
Biological process (GO): protein phosphorylation
Molecular function (GO): ATP binding; protein kinase activity
Source: RefSeq, a predicted model, not a curated record